Cyprinus carpio (common carp) is the source of this 5631-nucleotide messenger RNA. RefSeq lists its product as uncharacterized. Lineage: Eukaryota; Metazoa; Chordata; Actinopteri; Cypriniformes; Cyprinidae. The record is from RefSeq and is a predicted model, not a curated record. Gene Ontology annotation, biological process: RNA processing. Gene Ontology annotation, molecular function: protein binding; RNA nuclease activity; RNA binding.
AAACCAACGCAUCUUAGUGCGUGGAUUCGACCACAGAUGUGCCGUGGAGCGAUACUGUGGACACGCGUGGAUCUGUUGCCAUGCUGACAAGAAACGAACAGGUUAUUUGAUUAUAUCGUUGUGUCGUGAAGGAUUCGAAGGCUUCGGGUUCCUGCUGUCCAAGUGUAGUGUGGUGGGCGUCAGAAUGAUGAAGAUGCGGCACCUGUAACCUGCACUGAGUCUCCAGUUCCGGUCAAUUAAACGGUAUUUAGAAGACUGGAACCCGAGUGUACUGUCAGCUAUUUCACUUCAUGUCCUGACAUGUUAAGGAGCAGGAGGGGAGGAGAUAAAGGACCAGAAAAACCGGUAAGCAGCUGGGAGCCAUGGAGAAUAUGCGAAAGGAGGAGUAGAUUUCAGUCUGUCCAGCAAUACCAUAAGACCUGUGAGGAGGAAGAAAUGAGCAAAAGGAAAAAGGCGUGAAGAGAGAGUAAUAUGUUUGAGGUGAGACUGAACACUGCCAUGGAGAAAACAUAAAGGAAAAAAAUGAAACGGCAUAUUUCAAAGGGCUUCCGACUAGCAGCAUGACUUGGACCUACGGGAUUGCAAAAUACAAACAGACCUGCAGCCAACAGUCAUCUGAGGACACUCUCUCUGAUUCUCCAUUCCAGGAACCUUUCAGUAGCAAACAUUUGCAUACAGCCCAACCGAACCCCACUACCCAAAGCCACCUGCUUUGCUUGUUCUGUUAGGGACUAUGGAAGAGGAUACAUCCUCAUGGUCUGUCCCUGUUCAUCUCCUGGGGGCCAGAUGAGGAGCAUGUUACCUAGCUUGUUACGGGGCCGGCGGUUCAACUGCCGUGAAUGGGCCCUUGAGAAACUACAAAGAUGCCUAGAGGCACGAGACGCCACAAAGAGCGUGGAGGGAACGGCCUGUGUCUCUCCAGGGGUCCUAGUGACUGGGGGCCCGGGCACGGGUAAGACGGCCCUCCUCACAGAACUGGUUUGGCCCCAGUCAGAAGCAUGCAGAGCGGCGGGGUUGGCAUCACGGUGUUUGGCCUGGCAUUAUUGCCAGCGAGAGGAUGCAGGCAGUAUUGAAGUGUGGAGAUUUGUACUGGGGCUGGUUGAACAGCUGAAGGAAAGUGCAUUUUUAGGACCAAACUAUGUGAAAGCAAUAAGCAGUGCUGCUAUUGCUGCUGUCCUGGAGCCCCUCCACUGCCAAAGAGAACCAGAUAACACUUUUAAAAGGGCAGUAUUAGAGCCCCUCUUGUCUUUUACACCACCAGCUCACAGUGUGUUUAUUGUGAUUGAUUCACUGGACUCGGGGUAUUGUGAAGGUAAUGGAGUUGGAGAAAGCUCAAUAUCAGGAUCUGCGACCACUCAGAGUUCUUCUAUCGCAGAGCUCCUGCUCAAAUACCUACAGCUCCUGCCCCCCUGGAUCUUCCUUGUCUGCUCUGCACGCCGCCAGAACAAAGCCAUUUGCAAGAUGUUCUCAGGAUUUAGGAGGUUGUGUCUGGAUGACUUAAGAAAGCCUGCAACUGUACGAGAUGUACAGCAAUAUAUCCUGCGGAGGCUUGACCAGGAUGGGGCUUUAAGAAGACAACUUAUACCAGAGACGGCUGAAAUGCUUAAUCUUUUGCACAUCAAAAGUGGUGGCUGUUUCUUGUUUCUUGAGCGAGUACUAAAUGGUGUUGCACAUGGUCUAGUAGGACUUCGAGAAAUUCGGGACAUUCCUGGCACACUGAAUGGCCUCUACCUUUGGCUUUGUCAGAGACUCUUUCCUCGAAGGCUGUUUGUCCAUAUUAGGCCUUUGCUGAAUAUCCUUUUGGCAUCCCCACAACCACUAACAGCUGAGCAGCUCUACAGUAUUGCCAGAAGCCGUGACUUCUACCUUGGGAUUGGAGACUUCCAAGCACAGAUGAGGGCUCUGGCAUCUCUGUUUGUAGAUGGCCCUGAUGGCAGUAAACUCAUCUUUCAUAGCAGCUUUGCAGAAUGGUUAACUGAUGUUAAAUACUGCACACAGAAGUUUCUGUGUUGUGUGAAGGAUGGUCACCUUUCUUUGGCCAUGUUCCUCUCUCUUCGAGCUAGUAGUUUGAGUACAGAGGAGACUUGCCAGCUGGCUUACCACCUCCUCAAUAGUGGAGUCCAUGAAGGUGAACCAGCCCUCCUGGCACUGUGGUUGCUAUGGACUGGAGUUCCAGCUCUUAAUGGUCCCAAAAAAGACUGUUCUUCUAGUCAAACACCUGUGUUAGUUCAGCAAGAUGUACUACAACUCUUGAUAAAAAGUGGAAUUUACCCUGCGAGCUGUUCCCCAGACAAAAGCUCCAGUGUCAGGGUUCACUGUGUUGGAGGAGAAGGCAGGAUAGUUCGGCGAGCAUUACAGAGGGAAGACUCUGUGAGAGCACUUCUGGAAAGUGGAAUCAGUGUGAACCAUACAGACCCAUCAGAUGGACGGACUUUAUUAGCAGCUGCAGCCCAUGCUGGAUUUGUAGAUGUAGCAGCAUUGCUGUUAAGCCGUGGAGCAGACCCUUUACUGAAUGACAACCAGGGACAGACUGCAUUGACUCUUGCUGCCAGACAAGGCCAUGUUGGUAUACUGCAGUUGUUGCUGGAGUGGGUGCAGGAGCAUAGGAGCAAGAGUCCCACAGCACAAGCCCUGCUGGAGCAGGUGGACAAUGAGGGAUGGACUGCUCUUCGCUCUGCUGCAUGGGGUGGCCACAAGGAAGCUGUGCGUCUACUUUUGGAAGCAGGAGCAGAGAUUCAUGGCUGUGAUUCAGAUGGCCGGACAGCAUUACGAGCAGCAGCAUGGGGUGGACAUGAGGAAAUUCUGUUGACCCUUCUUGAUCAUGAUGCUGAAGUAGACCGCUCAGACCGUGAGGGACGUACUCCACUUAUAGCUGCAGCCUACAUGGGUCACAAAGAAGCAGUAGAGAUCCUUUUGAAUGCUGGGGCUGAUUUGAAUCUUGCAGAUGGGGAUGGACGUACUGCUUUGUCUGUUGCUGCAUUGUGCGUGCCAUCAGCAGCUGGAGGACGAGGGCAUGGAGAGGUUGUAAGCCUUCUGUUGGAGCGAGGCGCUGAUCCAGAACAUAAGGACCGAGAUGGAAUGACGCCUUUACUACUAGCCUCAUAUGAAGGGCAUGAGGAAGUAGUUGAACUCCUCCUGGAAGCUGGAGCUGAUGUAGAUGAAAGUUCUGGAUCUCAUCCAUCUGCUAUCACUCCUCUUCUUGUGGCUGCUGCUAUGGGGCAUGCUGGCACAGUUAACCAUUUGCUGUUUUGGGGGGCAGCAGUGGAUGGCAUUGAUGGAGAAGGCCGCACUGCUCUCUGCUUGGCUGCAGCAAAGGGUAGUGUUGAAGUUGUAAGAGCACUGCUGGACAGGGGUUUGGAUGAGAAUCACAAAGAUGACCUGGGCUGGACUCCAUUGCAUGCUGCAGCUUGUGAAGGUCACAAAAGUGUGUGUGCAAUAUUGACCGAGCGAGGUAGCAUGGCACGUGUGGGUGAGCUUGAUGUAGAGGGUCGGAGCCCUCUAAUUCUAGCAGCACAAGAAGGGCACUGCAGUACAGUCAGGCUACUACUAGACCGUAAGUCACCCAUCGAUCAUCGUGGAUAUGAUGGACACUCUGCACUCAGUGCGGCUGCUCUGCAGGGACAUCGGGAGAUUGUGGAGUUACUGAUGCGUAGAGGGGCUGACACUGAUGUCCGUGAUGCUGAAGGAAGACCUCUUCUUUAUUUGCUGGUCCUGGAGGGCCGUUUAGACAUGGCCACCGUACUCAUAGAAAAAGGUGGUGUCCCUUUGGAGUCGAAAGAUGCAGAAGGGCGAACUGCACUCCAUGUAGCAGCUUGGCGAGGAGACCUGGAAGGUAUUGAACUGUUGCUGAAAUAUGGAGCUGACCCAAAUGCCAGAGAUCUUGAUGGUCGGCCUCCUUUACACUCUGUGGCAUGGAGAGGUCAUGCAGCUGCUGGCAGGGUGCUCCUUAGGGCUAAAGGUCUUAAUGUAGACCUGGCUUGCAAACAGCAGGUUGCCACAGCACUUAGUAUUGCUGCUCAGGAGGGGCAUGUUGAAAUUGUGGCCAUGCUUUUAGAGAAAGGUGCAGAACCAGACCAUGUGGACCGUUAUGGUCGCAGCCCAGUUAAGGUAGCAGGAAAACUAGGCCAUUUCACAAUUGUGCGACUUCUAGAGAGAUAUGGUGCAAAGUCCUUCUCAGGUCUCAUACCAUUUACACCCAGCGGUGCUCCCAACAAUUCUUAUCUUUCAGCCAUUGUCAAGACCCAAGCAUCCAUUAGUUCAGGAGAACUGGGUGUUGAUGGAAUCCCAGCCACAACUUCUCCAUCUUCGGCCUCAGUUUCUGCCUCCUGUUCCCCAGCUUCCACUGCAGAGCGUUUCCACUCCAUUCCUGCCUCACAGACUUCCUCCUCCACCUGCCACUCCCUGGCCACAGUUCAGACCGUGCCUGCUGACAGCCUUAAUUUCAUCCAGCAGAUACAACAACACUCGCUUCCUCGUUGCCGCAGUCGGCCAUCCACAUUGCCUCUACCUAGCUCCAAUCCUGCCAGUCUUAAGGGCAAAGCUUCUAGGCACAGUCAAAAGGCUGUUCCCAAGAGCAGUCCCACAAACGAACAGUGUACGUUCACUGAACUGCUGGACUCAGACAAACCCUUAAAAGAGCUUGGAUCAUCGGGGGUUAGCAACUACCUCUUAAAACCUAAAACUCUUUACAUCAUAGAGGAUGCGAUGGAGAAGAAACUCAAACAAGCUGGAGGAGUAGAUAUAAAGUGGAACUCCGUUAUGGCUUCCUUAGGGGUGAUGCCAAAUCAAGAGGGCCCAAUUCGACAAACAAAAAUUAGGGAAAGCCCCCCUUCAGGGUACCCUCAUUUUCACUUCCAAUCCCAUGCACAAAAAGAUGAUUCAGGUGAAAUUCAAAAGACAUCCAUGUCUCCAACCAUUGACCUUUCAUCUAUUUCCCCACAUGAUGAGUCUGUGUUUAACAUGACAACUUCUAACCCCCAGUUGAAUCUCAAACAGGCAAUUAAGCUGCAGUUUGAAGGGCCUACCAGUGCAGCACUUUACAAGAGGGAAACCCCUCUCUGAGGCAAACCUGGACAUUUAGGAGUUCAAGGAGGUGAGGGUUGUGUUGGUAAUCACUGCACUGUGUGUGGGACGUGUUGAGAGUAGAGGAGGAUGGCAGAUGAGAGCGUCAUAACACACUGACCUCCACCUCUUUAACCCAUUGACCCCAAAGCACAAAAGAAGAGGGAAAGACAUAGGGAGUCUAGAGGAACCUGAGUUCAAAGGCUCAAGCUGUGUACAUUCCAGAGAUUUUCCUCCUCAUCCCGUCACAAUGGAGAGCAGCUGGCACUCUCUCAUUUUCUGUCAUACAAUCACAGGAAAAUAUUUUUACAUUGAGAGGGACACUUAUGGAUAUUUGCUCUGCUGGUGUUGUGCAUUUGCAAAAGUCAACAUAUACAUACCCCAGGGAUUUUUGUGUACACAACUCGGCAUGAAUGACACAACUUUUCAUAGACAAAAUAGCUAUUCACUCUUAUAACAGCUAAUAAGAAUUGUGUUGAAAUUGGAGUGCAUCUGCAUUAAAAAAUAGUCUUUUUGAGGGAUCUGCUGUACAUUGCUCAGACUCUUUGAUUUACACCCAGACUUGGGCUU